ACGCCAAGUCAGCCAUAUCUGCCUUUUUCCCCCAUCGAGAAACAGUCAUGAAAGGAGUUCGACCUCUGAAUCAUCUCUCUAGACGAUGUUAUGCAGCUGCCAGAAGGAGCUCGCUGGCCGAACCUUUACCUGUGGACCGCCGCAAUGCCCCUGUCAAGCCAGUCUUCCAGCCACAGGAUAUCCAGGUAUCCAAACUGCCCAGUGGCCUGCUGAUUGCUUCCUUAGAAAACUAUUCUGCCAUUUCCAAAAUCGGUGUGUUUGUGAAUGCUGGCAGCCGCUAUGAGACACCAGACAUUGUUGGGCUUACACAUGUGCUGCGAUUAGCAGGAAACCUGACCACAAAAGGCGCAUCUGCGUUAAAGAUCUGUCGGAGUAUAGAGGCCGUGGGAGGCUCUCUCAGUGUGACAUCAUCCAGGGAACACAUGGCUUACUCUGCAGAAUGUCUGAGAGAUGACUUUGACACAGUCAUGGAGUACUUGAUCAACGUGAUCACUGCCCCUGAGUUUAGACCAUGGGAAUUGUCAGACCUCAUCCCAAGAAUCAAGGUUGACAUAGCCAUGGCUAAGGAGUGUCCACAAAUCGGUGUUGUGGAGAAGUUGCAUGAAGCUGCAUACAAAAAUGGCCUUUCCAACUCGUUGUAUUGCCCAGACUUCAAUGUGGGCAAAAUCAGGUCUGACCAGCUGCAGUCUUUUGUGGAGAAUAAUUACACCAGUGCAAGAAUGACCGUUGUUGGACUUGGUGUAAAGCAUUCCGUGCUGAAGCAGAUGGGAGAGCAGUACCUGAACGUCCAUCCUGGAGCUGGAGUACCUGGGGCCAAAGCUGUGUACCGUGGAGGUGAGAUGCGGCUGCAGAGUGCUGAUGGGCUGGUGCAUGCUCUAGUGGCCAGUGAGUCAGCAGUGACUGGCUCUGUGGAGGCUAACGCCUUCAGUGUGCUGCAGAGGGCUUUGGGAGCUGGCCCUCAUGUCAAGAGAGGAGCCAACAUCUGCAGCAAACUCUGCCAGGGCAUCGCCAAGGCCACCACACAACCAUUUGAUGCCACAGCCUUCAGUGCCACAUACUCAGACUCCGGACUCUUUGGGGUUUACACUAUCUCACAAUAUGAUGCUGCUGGAGAUGUGAUCAUAGCUGCUUUGGCUCAGGUGGCUGCUAUUGCGGAUGGAGGACUUUCCGCAGAGGACCUGGCCAGGGCAAAGAACCAGGUGAAGGCAGAGUACCUCAUGUCCUUAGAGACCACAGAAGGCCUCCUGGAGGAAGUGGCAGCACAGGUAUUUAGCAGUGGAGCCUAUAGCAAACCUGAGGCAGUGCUCCAGGCUAUCGACACUGUAACCUCCAGUGAUGUUACAAACGCUGCAAAGAAGUUUGUGUCCGGCAAGAAAACAAUGGUCAGCAGUGGACAUCUGGUGAACACACCAUUUGUGGACGAGUUGUGAGGGGGAGAAGAGGAGGGGGGUCACCUGUAUUUAAUUAUUAAACAAAGGCAGUUGUUGCCUUGCUGCAGAAAGAAAUGCAAGAGAAAUGGUCCUAAAAAACAUAACGACUACCAACUGCAUUUGACAAUGUUUGUCACCAGCUACUCCUAGUUUUUGUUCAUCAGUUUCAGUGUGCACAAGCACCAAAUAAAGGGACACGUCUAUUUCACUGUAUAUUUGAUGUAAAUUCAUUAAAUGGUUUAUGAAAUCAAUUCUCCCAGAAUAUGUUGUCUGUAAUAUAAUGCUGUUAAAUGGAAACAUACAAUAACUCAGAUCUCUGGGAAGGGCAAUGUAGAGUGAUGACAAUAGCACAUUUUAAGGAAAUGUCACGGUUGUGUAGCUGUUAUGUGAUUUCAUGAAAAUGCAUCUGAAUUUAAUUCUGCUCCUUUGGAGAAAUUAUGAACGAUGUGAUCCUUUAGAAAUAGUAUGAAGUUCAUGUGUAACUAUAGGCUGCUUACAGAUAUAGGGAUGUAAAGUACUUCCAAGCAUGUCCAUGUGGUAUUUGGAAAUCCAACGUUUUACUAUCUAGCAGUUUAGCCAUCUGACUGUUAUGCUGGUUUUUCAAAACUAUUUUGAAUUGGAUCACCCUGAUCCAGGUACAAACUUUUCAGUAUUACAUAAUCUGGAUUAUCAAUGCCACUAAAUUAGACUUCAUAUCACAAUUUAGCCAAGUGGUCAUGCAAGGUACAGUUAGAAUAAUCCAUUGUGUUGUUUUAGUUGUGUUAUCUAUUCCAAGUGAGAAAAAAGCACAAUAAAACAUAAACAUAC
This is a messenger RNA of Alosa alosa (allis shad), 2237 nucleotides long. Its product is annotated as cytochrome b-c1 complex subunit 2, mitochondrial. Gene Ontology annotation, molecular function: metal ion binding. The record is from RefSeq and is a predicted model, not a curated record. NCBI's taxonomy places the organism in Eukaryota, Metazoa, Chordata, Actinopteri, Clupeiformes, Clupeidae. Gene Ontology annotation, cellular component: mitochondrion.